This is a messenger RNA of Malaya genurostris, 1128 nucleotides long. RefSeq names its product large ribosomal subunit protein bL28m (gene mRpL28). Gene Ontology annotation, molecular function: structural constituent of ribosome. Lineage: Eukaryota; Metazoa; Arthropoda; Insecta; Diptera; Culicidae. Bases 136 to 981 code for a protein of 281 amino acids. The record is from RefSeq and is a predicted model, not a curated record. Gene Ontology annotation, cellular component: mitochondrial large ribosomal subunit. The transcript has 3 exons.
UGUGCAAUUAGGAAACGUCAAUUCCAUUCAACAUAAUAUUUUUUCAACUUUUAACUGGACACGAGCGAUUUUGUGGGAAACUAGCACCAAAUCAACCAGCAAAAGCUUCAUUAUAUAAUUUAUCAUCCGCAUUCGAUGGCAUCAGCCACUCCACAGGGAGCCAAUUUGCUCUACGGGCUGCGCAAAUCUAAAAAAUUUACGGAAGGACUAGGAGCUCAAUUACCAUUAGCGUAUAAAAAAUUUUGGGAUGAAUGGAAGCAUAGACAACCUGCGGCUGUCCAUUAUGUGCCUAAAGAUGGAAUGUUUCAACGAGAAGAUGUCACUGGAUUAGUAACUCCAAUACAGAAUGUACCACUGCCAUUAAUCGUCCCUCCAGAAGCUCACAAAGGCAUAUGGGGAGGCGAGGCAAUCGUGAAAGGAUUUCAAAAACGCAAUCCUUACAAAAGGCGAGUGCCUCACUUCUGGGUGCCUGUUCUAAAGCGUUCGGUUGUACACAGCCAAAUUCUCAAUGAACAUAUGGCCGUAACAGUGACAGAUCGCACUUUAGACCAAAUUCACGAUAAUCACGGCUUCGAUCACUAUUUACUGAAAACACCAGCUUGUGACCUACGCUCCAUGCUCGCCAUUAAACUGAAAAAGAUGGUUCUGGUAGAUCUACUUGCUGGAUGUCCAAAACACGCUUCACAACCCGAAAAACAGAAGGCAAUACUAGAUGAGUAUUCAUGUUAUCUGUCUCAGUACACCCCAGAGGAGAUUGAGUGGUACGGAUUGACCUACAACGAAGCCAUCGCCAAAAUUGAAGGCCAACUCGAGUCACAAAUAGACAAGCGUCCACAUAAGGUAAUUUUUCGUCAAAAAUUGAUCGAACAAUUAAAAGAAGCCGGUAUCAAUGAAGCACAAGGUUCCGAGAAACUUGAAGGCAUCGAGGAUUCCAGCUCUUCCUGGUUGUCGAAGCUCAGCUUCAAGCCGAAAAAUUGGUAGUCCCCAGUUUAGCCCGCUCCAGUAGUGAUUCUUACAUUUGCGGAGAACAAUAGAAACAUGAUUAUAAACUAAUGUAAAAUUUGCAGGAUUAUUUUGCAGUAGAACUUGAAGAAAAAAUUCAAUAAAUGUUUUCGUUUCAUUUACAAG